This is a messenger RNA of Polistes dominula (European paper wasp), 1179 nucleotides long. RefSeq lists its product as uncharacterized. Gene Ontology annotation, molecular function: structural constituent of chromatin; double-stranded DNA binding; nucleosomal DNA binding. NCBI's taxonomy places the organism in Eukaryota, Metazoa, Arthropoda, Insecta, Hymenoptera, Vespidae. Gene Ontology annotation, biological process: negative regulation of DNA recombination; nucleosome assembly; chromosome condensation. The record is from RefSeq and is a predicted model, not a curated record. Gene Ontology annotation, cellular component: nucleosome; nucleus.
UACCUAACUUAAAGGAAACACUUCGAUAGAUAUAUCGUACUUUGACGAAAAUAGUUGAAGGAGAUUUAACGAGUUAUAAAAUAAUAUAACACAGAAAGUAAAAAAUAUCUUACUAUAUCUAAAAUGGAGGACUUGGUUAAUACUUCUGGAACAGCCGUUGAGAAUUCGACUGAAGCUACUGCGACCAAGACAACACCUAAAAAAGUCGCCAAGCCUAAAGCUAAAACCCAAAGGCCAAAGUCUACUCAUCCAUCAACAUCUGAAAUGGUGACUGCCGCCAUUAAAGAAUUGAAGGAUCGUAAGGGUUCGUCAUUGCAAGCUAUCAAGAAAUUUGUUGUAGCUACGUAUAAGGUUGAUGGCGAAAAAGUAACACCAUUUAUUAAGAAAUAUCUAAAGAACGCAGUCUCUACUGGAGCUGUUAUUCAGACUAAAGGAAAGGGUGCGUCUGGGUCGUUCAAAUUGUCGACCGUUAAAGCCAGCCCUACCAAAACUAAAGCUCCACGAGUUAUUAAGAAAAAGAAAGUGGCUGAUAAGUCUGUCGAAAAGAAGACUGCUGCUGCACGCAAAUCUGCCGCUACUGGUGUUGCUAAGAAAACCAAAACCCCAGUUAAAAAAGCUGAAACUGUCAAGAAGGCGGCCGAUCCGAAAAAAUCAAAGGUUGCGACAUCGAGAGCUGCCACCGCUGCUGCUGCUGCCGCUGCCGCAGCCGCUGCUGCUGUUACACCCGAAAAGAAAGUGGCGAAAAAACCAACUACACCUAAAGCCGUCUCGAAAGCUAAAAAAACUGCUAAGGCACCAGCUGCUAAAACUAGAACACCUAAACCGAAGAAGACAACUGCCAAGGCUGUUGCCAAGAAAUAAUUUCCAUCAAAAUGUCAUAAAUUGGCCCUUUUCAGGGCCACAACAUUUUUUAUAAGUCAUUGGAGUGAAUAUCGAUUUACAUGCAUAUCUCUCUCUCUCUCCUCUCUCUCUACCUCUCUGUUAUCCCUUUCUUCUCUCUUUCUCCUCAUUUUCUUUUUAAUGUAAAUAUUUCAUAUUUCAAAAAAUUCAAUAUUUCAAUAGUUUCAAUUUUUAAUUUGUUGUAAUUGUGUUUCAUGUAAGUACAGUAGUUAAGUAUUAUUUCAUAUAAUAUCUGUAAAUAUGUAAAUAGACAUUUUUAAUAAAUUUUAUUACAUAAAA